UUCACUGUAACCGGGACCAGAGUAGAGUCGUUAAAGUGCAUCCCGGACUGACCUCAUGAUGGAGGCGGACAGUUGUUUAUCUUUCUCUUCGCAGCCAAACCGGACAACACUGAAUAGCUCUCCCGGUUUGGAUCAGAAUAGUUCUGGAGGUUCGUUCCUUCCCUGCGAUGAACUACAGAAAAGUACACAUCUUCCUCUCGCUCACCGUCUGAGUCUCCGGGAUCAGGGUGACUUCUACAGCUCAAGCUCCAUGGGACGGUUUAACGACGGCGCGCCCGCGGACUUUACGCACGGGGCAGCCUCCACGAAUCCUCGCGCCUUGCCCAACAAACACAGCAAAUACAUGGAAAAUAUGAAUCAGGACCAAAAGGUUUUAUCAGUAAGCGGGAAGGGCUCGUUUUAUGACAAUUACUCGGAGGCCAGAGAGAAGGCGGGUCCCAAGCCCAUGGGCUAUCCCGUGAUUGGCUCAGACUGCUGCAUCAAGCUGAAGGAGCCAACCAACGGUCUCCAACCAGGGGACUCCAUAGCAGACUCAAUCGACCUAUCGGGCAAGAACAAGAAACGUCGUAACCGUACCACGUUCAGUACCUUCCAGUUGGAGGAGCUGGAGAAAGUGUUUCAGAAGACUCACUACCCUGAUGUUUACGCCCGGGAACAGCUGGCCCUCAGGACCGAACUCACAGAGGCCCGUGUACAGGUGUGGUUCCAGAACCGCCGGGCCAAGUGGAGGAAGAGGGAACGCUAUGGGAAGAUCCAGGAGGUGCGAAACCACUUUGCUGCUACGUAUGAUAUCUCUACGUACCAGAUGCAGAGCAACCUGUGGCCAGGUGCAGGAGGGGGGUCCGGCGGGGGCUGUGUCCUGGGCCCUGACACCAUGUCUUCCUCCUGUAUGAGCCCUUACCCCCAUCCCCACAGCAACCUCCCCUCUGUGGGCUUUAUGGGCAUGCCCCCGUCUUCCAGCCACCCACACCACCCUCACCAUCACCCCCAACACCACCCUGGCAUCAACGGCCUCUACUCCCUCCACAGCUUCCCUGGGGCCCUCGGGGGCCACUCCUUUGAGCCGGGGCCCGAGACAGAGUAUAAGUCAUCCAGUCUGUUGGCCAUGCGGAUGAAGGCUAAGGACCCUGGGAGUCUUCUAUCCAGGCCCACAUGACCACCACAGUGUCAGGGUCAGAUCCCUACUAUGUAUUGACUGAGCUAAUGCAUUCACACACACAUUCAAACUCAAUCUUGUAUACUAGCAACCCGAUGGAUGGUUAUGGCCACAUGUAUUUGUGUUCCUGCAUGUUGAAAUGACAGCAGAAGUCAAAACUCUACAUGCAUGCACACACACACACACACACACACGUAUAAUUAACCUUGUGGGGACACAUAAUUCAUUCCCAUUCAGAAUCCUAUUUUCCCUAACCCUAAACCUAACCCUUACCUUAACCCCAAAACCUAACCGUAACCCCAAACUAACCCUAGCUCCUAACCCUGGUCGAAAACUAGCUCCUAACCCUGGUCAAAUAUUAGCUCCCAACCCGAAAACUAACCCUCGCUCCUAACGCUAAACCAAAUUCUAACCCUAACACUGAUUGGCUCAAACCUUGACCGGAAACCACCUAGAAAUAGCAUUUGACCUUGUGGGAACUAACAAAAUGUCCCCAGUUUGUAAAAAUGUUGAUUGAUCUAAAAUAUUCCUGUGGUGACUUCUGGUCCCCACAAGUAUAGUUAAACACACACACACACACACACACACACACUUUCAACAUACACCUCCGCUACUUUCCUCCAAAUAAUGUAACAUUGCCGUAAACCCACAGACUUCAGACCGUGACAGGACCGACCAUUUGUUUGAGUUUGUUAGGCCACCAUCAGGCACAAAACCUGCCAUUUUGCAGACAUUUUUAUUGAAUCCAGAUUUGAGCAUUAUCACAAACAUAGUGAGACCAAAGAAUAUAAAAACAAUAUUAUUUAAAUAUGUAAGAUGUAGAUGCUAAUAAAGUACAGUACCAGUCAAAAGUUUGGACACACCUACUCAAUUCAAGGGUUUUUCUUUAUUUUUUACUAUUUUCUACAUUGUAGAAUAA
Messenger RNA from Oncorhynchus kisutch (coho salmon), 2075 nucleotides. RefSeq names its product homeobox protein aristaless-like 3. The record is from RefSeq and is a predicted model, not a curated record. Gene Ontology annotation, molecular function: RNA polymerase II transcription regulatory region sequence-specific DNA binding; DNA-binding transcription factor activity, RNA polymerase II-specific. The transcript has 4 exons. Gene Ontology annotation, biological process: regulation of transcription by RNA polymerase II. Lineage: Eukaryota; Metazoa; Chordata; Actinopteri; Salmoniformes; Salmonidae. The coding region runs from base 56 to 1156 and encodes 366 amino acids.